AUGGCGGGGCUGCAGAAGGUUUUGAAGUCCCUGCGAGCAGCAGAUGCUGCUCCGCUGCUGCCGCGUCUGCAGCGCCUGGUGCUGCAGCAGCAGCAGCAGCAGCAGCAGCAGCAGCAGCUGGGGGGCUCAGCUUUGCUGCGGAAGCACCAAGCAGCUUCUGCUGCUCUCCUGGCGCUGCUGCUGCUGCCCAAGCGCAGCACCACCUGGCGCUACAGCGUCAACGCGCGUUCUCUCGAGCUGCUGCUGCAGCAGCAGCAGCAGCAGCAGGGGCUCGGCGAGCAGCAGCAGCAGCAGCAGCAGGGGCUCGGCGAGCAGCAGCAGCAGCAGCAGCAGCAGCAGCAGCAGGGGCUUGGCGAGCAGCAGCAGCAGCAGCAGCAGCAGGGGCUCGGCGAGCAGCAGCAGCAGCAGCAGCAGCAGCAGCAGCAGGGGCUCGGCGAACAGCAGCAGCAGCAGCAGCAGCAGCAGCAGCAGCAGGAGCCGGAGGAAGAAUUGUCUCCGGAAGCAACAGAGACUGUAGCAGCAAUUGUGUCUCUUCUGCUGCAGCGCCUGGCAGACACAGACACCCGAGUUCGCUGGGCAGCAGCAAAAGGCAUCGGGAGACUUUGUUUGUCUCUUUCCAAAAGCUUUGCGGAGCAGGUGAGCAGCAGCAGCAGCAGCAGCAGCAGCAGCAGCAGCAGCAGCGGCAGCAGCAGGGUCAGCGGCAGCAGCAGGACUUCGCUGGGCAGCAGCAAAAGGCAUCGGGAGACUUUGUUUGUCUCUUUCCAAAAGCUUUGCGGAGCAGGUGAGCAGCAGCAGCAGCAGCAGCAGCAGCAGCAGCAGCAGCAGCGGCAGCAGCAGGGUCAGCGGCAGCAGCAGGAGCGCAGCGGCAGCAGCAGGCGACGCAGCAACAGCUGCUGCUGCACCCUCGGCGGUGAAAUCGCAGUUUGCUGCGCCGUGCUGGAGCCGUUCGAGGCGGCGACUGCGCCGCUUCCGCCGACGGCAGCAACCGGCGCAGCAGCAGCAGCAGCAGAAGGGGAAGCAGCAGCAGCAGCAGCAGCAGCAGCAGCAGCAGCAGAGAGAGGAUGGAACGAAAACGUACUGGGGGACUCUUCUGCUGCAGCAGAGCGGCUGCUGAGCGGCAGCUGCCUGGCCGUGGCGGAGCUGCUGCGGCUGGGGGUGGUGCAGCAGCAGCAGCUGGAGGGGGCCUUGAACUUUGUGUGCCGCUGCUUGCUGUACCCCGGCCGCAGCAGCAGCAGCAGCAGCAGCAGCAGCAGCAGCAGCAGCAGCAGCUUGUCAGGGGCCUCUGUGCGGGACGCGGCCUGCUACGGGGCCUGGGCCUUCGCGCGCAGCUACCCAGCAGCAGCAGCAGCUUUGCUGCUGCGGCGGCAGCUGGGCCGCCACUUGCUGCUGGUGCUGCUGUUCGACUCUGCUGUUGCUGCUCGUCGUGCUGCUGCUGCUGCUUUUCAAGAACUCGAAGGAAGACAAGGGCUGCUGCAGCAGGGCCUCAGUGUCAUUACACUUGCGGACUACUUCACUGUCGGCAGCAGACGCUGCUGCUUCCUCACUGCAGCGCCCGCAGUUGCUGCUCUCGAGCCCCAGCAGCAGCAGCAGCAGCAGCAGCAGCAGCAGCAGCAGCAGCAGCAGCAGCGGUACGCGCAGGAGCAGCCGCUGUCUAUUGUGCUGCUCGAGUACCUCUGCUGCCGAGUGUACAGACACCCCGACCCCCAAAUGCGGCGGCUUGCUGCUGCUGCUGUUCUCAGAAUAGCUCCUUUUGCUGCUCCUUAUGCUGCUGCUGUGCUGCUGCCGCAGCAGCUGCAGCGGCUGCAGCAGCAAAGCGCUCCUUUGGAGGAGUGCCACGGGGCCUUGCUGCUGCUUGCCUCCUUGGUUGGGGCUUUGCGAGCAGCACCAGACCCUGCUGCUGCUGCAUCCAAAGUUGGAGCAGCAGCAGCAGCAGCAGCAGCAGCAGCAACUUCCACUGCUGCAGCAGGUGCAGCUCCUGUAGAGGGGCCACGAGCUGCAGCGGCAGCAGGCGCUCCCGCAGCACCAGCGGAACCAGCAGCAGCAGCAGCAGCAGCAGCAGCAGCAGCAGCAGAGGCAGCAGCAGCAGCAGAUACACUUGCUGCUGCUGAGGCCAUUCGGGCGCUGCUGCUGCACCGCAUGCAGCCGGAGCAGGCGCAGCAGCAAGUCCUCCCCAAGCUGCUGCUGCUGCUGCAGCAGCAGCAGCAGCAUGUCGCAGCCCGCAGCGGGGCCCUCUUAGCAAUCGCAGCGCUGCCUCCCAAGGUGUACCGCCUGGCGCUGCUGCAGCAGCAGCAGCUGGAGCAGCAGCAGCAGCAGCAAGAGCAGCAGCAGACUCAGCAGCCACAGCAACAGCAGCAGGAGCAGCCGCAGCAGCAGCAAGAACAGCAGCAGACUCAGCAGCCACAGCAACAGCAGCAGGAGCAGCCGCAGCAGCAGCAGCAGCAGCUCGAGUCGCAGCAGACGCAGCAGCCACAGCAGCAGCAGCAGCAGCUCGAGCCGCAGCAGACGCAGCAGACGCAGCUGCAGCAGCAGCAGCAGCUGUUGCUGCUGCCGACUCUGCUGCGGGAAGCAACAGCAACAGCUCCCUUGGGUUCUGCUGCUCUCAAUGACCCCCACACCAGAAGACACGCGCUUCUGGCUCUGGCCUUUCUAAUAGAAUCUGUUUCUCCCCUGCAUGCAGCAGCAGCAGCAGCAGCAGCAGCAACAGCAACAGCAGCAGCAGGAGCAGCGGCGGAGGCAGCAGCAGGGGCAGCAGCAGGAGCAGCUGCUGCUGCUGAGGGCGCUGCUGCUGCAGUCAGUGCGGCUGCUGAUGGUAGUGAGAGCGAUGGCGGUGGCAGUUCUACUGCAGCAGCAGUGGACUGGGGGUCCGUGGUGAGGUGUCUGUACACCUGCGCAGCAGACUUCGCUGCAGACCAAAGAGGAGAUGUGGGGAGUUGGAUAAGAGAAGUUGCUGCUGAAGUUGCUGCUCUCAUUCUGGAGUCCUUUCCUUACUGCUGCAGCAGCAGCAGCAGCAGCAGCAGCAACACAGGCGGUGGCAGCGGCAGCAGCGGCAGCAGUAUCACUCCUCACGAUACCCAGCAGCAGCAGCAGCAGCAGCGGAAGCAGCAGCAGGAGCCACGGGAGCUGCAGCCUUUCGCUGCAGAACAAACCCCCAGUCAGCAGCAGCAGCAGCAGCAGCAGCAGCAGCAGCAGCAGCAGCGUGCUGCUGCUGCAGUGGGUCCUGACGUGCAGCAGCGGCAGCAGCUGCUGCUGCUGCUGCUGCGGCUGUCCUUCGAAGCACUAACCCGCACCCGCAGCAGAGCAGCAUUUUUGCUGGGGCGUUUGCUGGCCCCAACAGCAGCAAACCCGCAGCCAUUCCAAGCAAAAUGGAUUUGGCAGCGAGUGCUGUAUGAAGUUGCUUACGAGAUGACUGCGCAGCUGUACGUACACCCUGCUGCUGUUGCUGCUGCUGCUGCUGCUGCCAACCGGCGCGAGCCCAGCUGCUGCUGCCCGGGCUGCAGCAGCAGCAGCGGCCACGGCAGCAGCAGCAGCAGCAGCAGCAGGUGUUUGCUGUGGCCGUUUGCGCCCGCCGCGCUGCCGCUGCUGCAGCACGCCUUUGGUUUGCUGCUGCUGCGGCAGCAGCAGCAGCAGCAGGAGAUGCAGCCCGAGGAGCCCUUCGCAAAGCAGCAGCUCUCCUCCCUGCCCCCUAUUCAGCAGCAGCUACCGCAAACCAGCAGCAGCAGCAGCAGCAGCAGCAGCAGCAGCAAUGAGGCCUUGUAUCGCCCUUUUGAAGAGGGAGGUGCAGCAGCACUUCAGAGAACUCACAAAGCAGCAACAGCUCUGCGGCUGCUGCUGUUUUGCGACGCCUUUGAGGUGUACAGACACCUCACGCCGCUGCUGCUGCUGCAGCAGUUUGCUGCUGCUGCUGCAGCAGGCGCUGCACUGGGCCUGGGGGCCUCUCUUGGCAGCACAGCAGCAAGCGCGCACGGCGGGGCCCUCACAGCUCUAAUGCUUGCAGACCGCAUGCAGCAGCAGCAGCAGCAGCAGCAGCAGCCGCAGCAGCAGCAGCAGCAGCAGCAGCAGCAGCAGCAGCAAAAGGCUAUGUUUGACGUGGCAAAAGAUGAUGCUGCUACUUACGAGGGUCUCGUCGCAGCUGCGCUGCGGGCGCGCAGCGAAGUUUGCUGCAGUGAGAACGUGCAGCAGCAGCAGCAGCAGCAGCAGCUGCAACAGCAGCAGCAGCAGCAGCAGCAGCUGCAGCAGCAGCGAGUAGUUGCUGAGGUUGGAACUGCCAUCACUGAUGUGCUUAUAAGCGCCUGCGGCGUUACUGCAGCAGCAGCAGCAAGAACCACAGAAGCAGCACCAGCAGCAGCAGCAGCAGCAGCAGCGCCAGCAGCAGCACCAGCACCAGCAGCAGCAGCGCCAGCAGCAGCAGCAGCAGCAGCAGCAGACUACCGCCGCAAACUGAGCGAGGCCGCCACAAUGGCAUGUUCGCUGCUGCUGCAGAACGGCUUCUUCGCUGCUGAAGACAUGCCACGGCUGCUGGUUCCUUUGCGGCAUUUGGUGACUCGUCGGAAGGGUAGAAGCAGCAGCAGCAGCAGCAACAGCAGCAGCAGCAACAGCAGCAGCAGCAGCAGCUGCUGCAGCAGCAGAAUUAGCAGCAGCAGCCGAGAUUUUGAUAUGCUUCGGCGCGCGUGCACCCUUGCAGUGUCGCUUGCAGCCUGCAAGCCUUUGUUUGCUGCAGCAGCCCCAGCAGCAGCAGCAGAAGCAGCAGCAGCAGCAGCAGCAGCAGCAGCAGCAGCAAAGGCGCAGCGAACCAGUGCUUGUCUUGCCAUUCAGUUUUUGAUUCACCCUUAUCCAAAGUUGAGGGCUCUUGCUGCAGAGCAGCUGUAUUCAUUCUUGCUGCUGCUGCCGCCAACGGAUUGCCAGCAGCAGCAGCAGCAGCAGCAGCAGCAGCAGCAGCAGCAGCAGCAAUAUUCUGCGUUCAAGCUGCAGCAGCAGCAAAUUGAUGCAGCUGUGGAGCUGCUGAUCACAACUCCAUGGGUGCAGCUGCCGCAGUGGAACCAGCAGCAGCAGCAGCAGCCGCAGCAGCAGCAGCAGGGGAAACAGGAGCAGCAGCAACAGCAGCAGCAACAGCAGCAGCAGCAGCAGCAGCAGCAGCACCCGUGCAUGCAGCUGGUGCUGCUGCUGCGCCUCGAGGCCGAAUGGAGCGAAGCGGGACUUCCCUCUUUUUGA
Molecule: messenger RNA, 5208 nt
Organism: Eimeria necatrix
Lineage: Eukaryota; Apicomplexa; Conoidasida; Eucoccidiorida; Eimeriidae
Product: beta-tubulin cofactor d, putative
Exons: 7
Coding region: 1-5208 (1735 amino acids)
Biological process (GO): bicellular tight junction assembly; adherens junction assembly; post-chaperonin tubulin folding pathway
Cellular component (GO): lateral plasma membrane
Molecular function (GO): GTPase activator activity; beta-tubulin binding
Source: RefSeq, a predicted model, not a curated record